UGCCCUGUCCUACCUUAAUUGUUCGUAUAGUUUUACGAGUCCUCUCCCGUUCUUUAGUGAUUUGCGCUAUAUCGAACUGGUCCUGUCCGUAUCCGCUAGUCGGCAGCCGAUGCCGUUUGACACCGUUUGCAACCGCCCAAAUAACCAAAUUACCAAAAACGCCACCAAUUUCCUCUACUAAAAAUCCAGUUGCAUCAAACAAAGCCACAGUACUGUCAGUUUGGUGGGUUAAACCAUACGGCCUCAGAAGCAGCCACUUAAAUGUUGUUAAAGUAAAUUUUGUCUAAACAUGACCCGAAUAUGUGUUGAAUUAUGCAAAGAAAGCGAUUAUACGUGUGGAUUUAAGUUCGUUUGUUGUAGAACAUAUUUGUGUGUGUUUGUCUACUUGCAAAUGGACUCAUCCAUUUCGCUGGUCGGUGCACAGUUUAUAGAUUUAUAAUAUUGAAGAAGUUAUGCUGUGAUGUAAGUGAAUGAGUUUAAGUAAUCGAUGUGUUAAAAUCCUGUUAAGCAUAUUGACCCUAGCCCGCCCUUGAUCCAUCUUUGCCUCGUCAACAUGUUUGGAAAAGACGGGUGUUAUGUAUGUGAACGCAGGAUAAGUGACAGACGUCAACUGCUGUCAUCCAAGCAGACCACGCCGCUUGCGUCCGCGCUUUUUUUGACUCUCUCUCUCUCCGAUUGCCAUUGUUAUCGCGUAUAAAACGAAUUUUGUAAACCCGAAGUAUUUUUCUAAUAAAUCAGUGAACUCACAACAGUAAAUACAGAACAUUUGGUGUCAGAAGUUCCGGAUUUACGGUCCACAGUCUGUAACGUACAUUACCCUUGUGAGAGAUUCACUGUGAGAAAAACUUACUUUAAUAUGACGACACUAGAUCCAUCGUCUAUGGCUGCGCUAUCCCACAUGAUCGCGGACACCCUAAAAACAGCCAUCGGAUCAGCGGCAGGGGAAGCACGCCAAGAUGCAACACCCUCGACGUCACGGGCACCGUCAUUUUCUCAUCCAGCUUAUCGCACCAGCUUAUCGCACGCAAGGGACCGUCUGCGACUAUUUCGACCGAAUGGAAUGGGCCCUGCAGCUGAACGGUAUCCCUACCGAAAAGUACGCCGAUUACGCGAGAGUCCACAUGGGAGCCGAGUUAAACAACGCGCUAUAGUUCCUGAUUGCACCAAUGCCACCGCAAGAGAUUCUGUACAAAGAUCUCCGGAAAACGCUCGAAACGCAUUUCGACAAACAGCGCAAUAAGUUUGUCGAAAGCAUCAAGUUCCGGCAAAUUAUGCAGCAGCAAGGGGAAAGCAUCGCACAAUUCACACUACGCCUGAAGCAGGGAGCUGCUCAUUGUGAUUACGGAGAAUUCUUGGACCGCAUGCUCAUCGAACAAUUGCUACACGGACUAAUGGAACGUGGUAUUUGCGACGAGAUUAUCGCAAAGAAUCCAGUAACCUUUAAAGAUACAUGUGAGAUCGCCAGCACGCUAGAAGCAACACACAACACCGCGCAGGAGGUUAACGCAGGGAUGCCGUUCGUCGUAUCAACGAAUAAGUUGGGUUACGAGCAGCCGAAGACAAAGAAGACACCUGCAUCUCGUGCUACGUCGAAGCCCAGCAAGUCAACGCGGCGAGAAUCGUCCCAAGGUAAACCAAAACAAGGUACAACUAAUCCAGGUAUGUGCAAUGGUUGUGGUGGAAACCACCUUCGAAAUCAAUGUCGUUUUCGUGAUGCUCGUUGCAACACGUGCAACAAAAAGGGACACAUUUCUAAAAUGUGUAGAUCUCGGAAAACUAACCACGAUGAAGAUUCUAUUAAUCCCGUAGACACCCGCCCAGAAGCCUCCAUCGAUUACGUACAAACGUUAAAUGCCCUACAAACAACUUCGCCAUCCGGGAAGAAAAUGGUAGAAGUUACGAUCGAUGGACAUCCUUUACACAUGGAGCUUGACACAGGAGCCCCAUGCGGUAUUAUUUCGGAAGCAAAGUUGAAAACAAUUAAAAAACAAUUCCAUUUACUUCCAUCCGAACGACAUUUUUCUAGCUAUUCAGGUCACAGCAUCACCUGUUUAGGACGUUUGCCAGUCAACGUAGCCAUGGGGUCUGCAAAUAGAAAACUAAACGUUUAUGUUGUUUCGAGAACAUCCGAGCCGUUAUUCGGUAGAGAAUGGAUCGCACAGUUUUCAGAUCAGAUCGAUAUAAAUUCCAUGUUUGCUCCUAAUGUUUCUGUCCAAUCAGUCACGGACACAGAACCAUCAGCCAUUCAAAAAUCGAAACUCAAUGAUCUUUUGGAAAAUUUUCGAGAAGUUUUUAGCGAUACCCCUGGAAAGCUAAUUGGUCCUCCGGCAAAAGUACAUCUAAAGCCUGGCGCCACACCUAUUUUUUCUAAGGCUAGAGAGGUGCCACUUUCUCUGCGAGAGCGUUACGCAGCAGAAAUCAACAAAAAGAUUGCAGCAGGUUUUUACGAACGAGUUGACUACUCCGAAUGGGCUUCACCCACACACAUCGUUGUUAAAAUGAACGGGAACAUCAGAAUUACGGGUAAUUACAAACCGACUGUUAAUCCUCGUAUGAUAGUCGAUGAACACCCCAUCCCGAAGGUCGAGGACAUUUUUAACAAACUCAAGGGAGAUGCCUUCUUUUGUCAUCUCGAUUUAACCGAUGCAUACACGCACCUUCCUAUAGACGAUGAUUUCAAGCACGUCCUUACGCUAAACACUGUUACACAUGGUCUCAUCCGACCGACCAGAGCAGUGUAUGGAGCCGCCAAUAUCCCAGCAAUAUGGCAAAGGCGUAUGGAAAGCGUUCUGCAAGACCUAAACAACGUGGUCAAUUUUUACGACGACAUAAUCGUAGCCGCAGCCAAUUUCGACAACCUGCUCGAAACCCUCAAAGCUACACUGCAGAAACUGAAAGAUAACGGACUCCGGCUUAACCGAGCGAAAUGUGUAUUUGCUGUUCCUUCGUUAGAGUGUCUUGGUCACAAGAUCGAUCGCCAUGGGUUGCACAAAUCCGACAAACACAUUGCCGCAAUCCGUGAUGCUCCACGUCCAAACACCCCGGAAGAGCUGCAGCUAUUUUUAGGCAAAGCUACCUAUUACAGUUCGUUCAUUCCGAACCUUUCAACACGAGAUCGUAGCUUACGUGAUUAGCUCACAG
This is a messenger RNA of Anopheles gambiae (African malaria mosquito), 3141 nucleotides long. RefSeq lists its product as uncharacterized. The record is from RefSeq and is a predicted model, not a curated record. Bases 1167 to 3134 code for a protein of 655 amino acids. NCBI's taxonomy places the organism in Eukaryota, Metazoa, Arthropoda, Insecta, Diptera, Culicidae. The transcript has a single exon.